Messenger RNA from Capsicum annuum, 3806 nucleotides. RefSeq names its product probable fatty acyl-CoA reductase 4. Gene Ontology annotation, molecular function: alcohol-forming very long-chain fatty acyl-CoA reductase (NADP+) activity. The transcript is spliced from 13 exons. NCBI's taxonomy places the organism in Eukaryota, Viridiplantae, Streptophyta, Magnoliopsida, Solanales, Solanaceae. Gene Ontology annotation, cellular component: intracellular membrane-bounded organelle. The coding region runs from base 198 to 1667 and encodes 489 amino acids. The record is from RefSeq and is a predicted model, not a curated record. Gene Ontology annotation, biological process: suberin biosynthetic process; long-chain fatty-acyl-CoA metabolic process.
AUAGAGUGGUAAGUACUUCUUCACACCUAAUUAGAGGUCUCGGAUUUGGUAAUGCACUAUAUAAGUAUUUGAACGGGACAACAAUUGCUACUUCACAGAUAGGCUGGUUGAUAUUGGUAUCCAACUCAAAAUCCAGUACGAAUUUAAUCCCGUUAAUUGCUUCACGUCUAUCCCAGUUCCGUGAACAUUCUCCAUCAAUGGAUUCUAGCUACAUUGACCUGCAGUUUCUUCAGGGCAAAACCAUUUUCAUCACUGGAGUAACGGGCUACCUAGCAAAGAUUCUGUCCGAGAAAAUACUCAGAGUCCAACCAAAUGUGAGGAAGCUCUACUUACUAAUUAGAGCUACAGAUUCAGAUUCUGCUAAACAACGCUUUAACAACGAGGUUCUGAAAACAGAUCUGUUCAGAGUUCUAAGGGAGAAGUUGGGCGCCAACCUGCAGGGCUUUAUACAAGACAAGGUUUUCCCAGUUCCUGGAGAUAUAGCCUGUGAUAGUUUGGGGAUAAAUUCUGAGCUGAAAGAUGACAUGUGCAGAGAAAUUGACAUAAUUGUAAACACUGCUGCAACAACUAGAUUUGAUGAAAGAUACGAUACUGCUAUAGGUAUCAAUGUAUUUGGUGCCAUGCAUGUUGUCGAAUUCUCCAAGCAGUGUUCAAAGCUAAAGAUGCUUCUCCAUGUAAGCACAGCCUAUGUUUGUGGGGAAAAGGCAGGACUGAUACUAGAGAAGCCAUUGAACUAUGGCGAGACACUUAAUGGAGGCUCUCGCUUAGACAUAGACGCAGAGAAAAAAUUGGCAGAGGAGACACUAAAGGGCCUUCAAGAUAGGAAUGCCACUGAAAAAGAAACAACUGUAGCUAUGAGAGUUCUAGGUAUUGAGAGGGCAAGGCUACAUGGAUGGCCAAACACAUACUCAUUCACAAAAGCAAUGGGAGAGAUGCUCCUGGGGCACCUCAAGGAGGAUCUCCAACUCAUAAUCCUAAGGCCAACAAUUAUAUUGAGCACUUAUAAGGAGCCAUUCCCAGGAUGGAUUGAAGGAUUCAAAACUGUGGACGCCUUCAUUGUUAACUAUGGUAAAGGAAAGCUUAAUGUUGGAAUGUGUGACAGAGGAUCAAUAAUAGAUGUGAUUCCAGCUGAUAUGGUUGUGAACACAGUCAUUGCGGCUAUGGCUGUCCAUCAGAAUCCAUCUUCACAUACAGUUGUUUACCACAGUAGCUCCUCUAGGAGGAACCAACUACUAGUUGGUGAUAUCACACAGUUUUUCGUUGAUUACUUCAAGAAAUUCCCGUGGAUUGACGAAAGAGGAAAUCCAGUCAAAGUGAAGGAAUUUCGUUUCCUGAAUAGCAUGGCUAACCUUCACAAAUACAUAGCAAUCCGCUACAUGCCAUUAUUAAAGAUAGUAAAGUGGGCAAACUUGAUACUUUGCCAACAUUUGCAAGCCCAUCACUCAAACUUAGAAAGAAGGAUCAAUCACUUCAUUCGACUAGCUGAACUCUACAAACCUUAUGUGUUCUUCAAAGGAGUUUUCGAUGAUACCAAUACUGAAAUGUUGCGAAUGGCAAUAAGAGAAAGCAAUGCAGACGAUACACUUAAUUUUGAUCCAACAACCAUUCAGUGGGAAAAAUACUUCAAGGAAACUCAUAUUCCGGGAUUAGUGAAGUACAUUUUCUAAGAAAGCAGAAUUAUGUGAAUGAAUAAAAAGCUGUGUUGCUGGUUAAAAUUUUAUUAUGUUGUUUAAAAUCAGUUCAAGAUAAUAUUAGCAGUAUUAUAUGUAGACUGUAGUUAUAUUCUUCUGAUGCUAUUCGAGUAUUAUAUGUAAUAAUAUUGAAGGACAAGUUUUGUUGUUUCAAACUCUUCCAUAGAAGUGUUGAGAUGUUCCUCAGUGUUAUGAAUUUAACCAAGAUGGAGGUUCUAUUUGCAAAGAUGUCAAAUUACAUUUGGGACGCCGGGAAGAUGUCCAUAUAUAGUAGAGGAAUAUAAUCUAUUUGGGCUCACGUUAUGAAGUUGUCUUUUAUUUUCUUAGUUAAGAUUUUAGCAUUCUGGAAUUUCCCUUUUCUAUUUUUCUUUUGUUUCUAUGAUGAAUUCGUAUUUCAAUGUAUGUGAAUAUGGUUCUCCUUGUCAAUAUGAUUCCCCAUCGUUACACUCAGCUUCUUUCAUGUAAUUCUCAGCUUCUUCAACUUCCUUUUCUUGUUCCAAUUCCAUGGCUGCCCAUGCCUCGGUUAGCCUCCACUUCAAACAGCUUCAUCAGAUCAUCUUCUAUGGUGCAAGGAUCUAAGUUCUUGUCACAGAGUGCCUGCUCUGAAAGAAUGGCGAAUUGAGCAAAAAGCUCACUAAAUCUAUCCAGUUAUACAUUGAAUAAGCUGGUAUCAUACACCCACCGAGGGCUCCACCGGUAAGCUGAGUCCCAUGCAUCAAUCUACCUGAGGAUGUCAAUAUCAAGAAGUUCUUCCAUAAACAUCCAGAAUCUAAGCACGAGGAUGCUAUCAAAUGCCUUCACUGAGGAUUUAUUACAAGCAAAUAAAGGAGAACUCUGAAAGUACAUGAGAAUCCAAGAAUAACUUCAUGGCCAGAAAUAUACACAAAAUAUACACUAUCAGUGUAAUAUUUUAUGUCUAUUUCCCCUUCAAAUUGUAAACCAUUCAAUGAUUCAUCUUACAAGAGCGUGAACUAAUGUUGACGAGAGAUAAGGGGCACUAGCAUUCAUGCGAUUUCAAUUUUCUUUUUAGUAAACAAUAAAUUUAUGAUUUAAUUGGCCACAUCGAAUCAGCAUCAUUAUAAGUAAGACUACCCACAUGAUUGUCCCUGCAGAGGAUGGGGAUUGAUGGCUAUCCUUGACAAAAUGCAACACUUAUUGGCCCCACUUCAUCACCCUUCAAUAUAUUUUCAUUAUUCACAAAUUUACACUCUGUCAUUUUUGUUUCACACGGUGUUCAGUGCUAUUUCUAUGUGGAGAAAUUCUAUGUUGGAGAUAAAAGCGCUCAAUUUUCAAAGCUCGGGUCGAACUUAAAAUUUCUGAUUAAUAAUGAAAAAAAAUAUUACGACUAGUAAAAAUGUACAGUUGUAUAAAAUUGUUGGUGUGCUUUCAAGGGCCCUCAUCUACCAUUUCUUUACCAAAUUGGUGUUCCUGUUACUAUAUACUUUUCCAAUCAUCAAAGGAACAAAUUCCCUCAUCACUGAAAUCCUGAACACCCAUUUUUCUCCAUUACCAAAUUCACUGAAAAAAAGAAUGGAGGCUCUUUUUGCUGAAUUCGCCAUUCUUUCAGAGCAGGCACUCUGUAACAAGAACUUCGAUCCUUACACUAUAGAAGAUGAUCUGAUGAAGCUGUUUGAAGUGGAGGCUUACAAGGCAUGGGCAGCCAUGGAAUUGGAACAGGAAAAGGAAGUCGAAGAAGCUGAGAAUUACAUGAAAGAAGCUGAGGAACAUCUCAACACUGCUAUGGAAGAUGCCAUGGAAGAAUUCCGACGUUUCGAAGAGGAAAUGAAUGAGAUGGCUAAAUCUGAGUAUGAUAGUCUUGUUGGCGUUGCUGAAAGAGCUAGAAAUAUGGGAAAGACUAUGGAGAAAAUGGCUACUAUUGCUGCCAAAAAGUAUAUUGAAAGUGCUGUUAACUCUGCUGGUGCUUCUAUGAAAUCUGCUAUUAGAGCCAUUUCUUCUCAAUCUAAAAAGGUUCAUCCUUCUUAACACAUCUUUCACUAAUAUCUGUUUCUUCGAUUUGGACUACACUUGUUAAACUGUGUGUAAGAUUCAUGUUGUUACACCUCUGAAUUUUAGUGGAUUAUAAAUGCAUAAUAAUUAUCAGAUCUUUGGAACAAA